AUGAAGUCCGGCGGACGCGAUCCUGCCGAGCGUACCAACGGGUUGUCUAACAGCGAACGAGCAGUUGGAGUUUCGCCUCGUCGUCCUGGUGUGCUUGGGUGUAGAACCUUCGCGAUCGUCCUGUGGGGCGCUAUCCUUUUCGGAGCGUUUGUGGAGAUGGCCGUGGGUGAUGUGUACACCGUUGGCUAUCUGACUGGAUCUCAGCGCCGACCGGGCGAUCGCAUCUACGACCGACCUGGAUUACAAAUUUCCGGUGCCAUAACCCUGGCCAUGACCGAGGUGAACGACCGGUACUUCACCAAGCACGGACACGAGCUGCGCUUUGAGGUGGCCGAAACGUACGGCGAGGAGGUAACGAGCAUACGCAAGACGGCCGACCUGUGGACAAAGGACGUGAUAGGAUACCUGGGACCGCAGGAGACUUGCGUUCACGAGGGCCGCAUGGCAGCCGCCUUCAACCUACCAAUGAUUUCUUACUUCUGCACGCACAAUGAAACGUCCAACAAGAGGCACUUCCCGACGUUCGCUCGGACACGUCCUCCAGAUCUGCAGAUCGCGAAAUCGGUCGUAUCCCUGCUCCUGGCGUACAACUGGACCCAGGUUAGUUUUUUGUAUCGUGCUUCAGACAACGGUGAGUUCGAUGCGGUGGCCGAAACGCUCAAGACGACGCUCCGGUCGGCCAACAUCCGGAUCCGCUCGGUCGCGACCUGGACCGACGUCUACCAUCACGGGUACUCGGGCAAUCCGUUCGAGCGGCUAGUGGACGAAACGAGCGACGAUACGAGAAUCUAUCUCGUGCUGGGCUAUCACUACGAGCACAUCGGGCUGCUGGUGAGUCUUCGCCGCAGGGGUUUGCUGGAAGGAGGCGACUACUUUGUCGUCGGUAUCGACAUCGAGCAGUACGAUGCGGCGUUACCGACAAAGUACAUGCACGGGCUGCUGCAGACGACGCCGGAUCCGGAUGUGGUUGAAGCCUUCCGUCACUAUCUGGCCAUCGUGCCGUCGGCGCCGGUGCGCUUCGACGAAUUCGCGGUUAAGGUUAACAAAUAUUUGGAGCUGCCACCGUUCGAGUACCGGAACGCGCUGAACUUCUUCGGAGGCGUGAAACAGAUCCGAGCGGAAGCCGCCUAUCUGUACGACGCGGUUCAUCUGUAUGCAAACGCGCUAAUGCAGGUGGUGCUGUCGGGCGGGAGUCCGAAAAAUGGAUCCGCCAUCAUCGACGCCAUUAAGGGCCGGGCUUACAUCAGCGCGAUGGGCUACCUGGUGCACAUCGACGAGAACGGCGAUGCAACCGGAAACUACACCAUCCUCGCCCGGAAACCACUUCCCAGCACGAUGUCGGACCGGCAGUACGGCUUGUUUCCGAUCGGACGGUUCAGCUCACCCACCGUCGACCGCAUACCGGAGAUCCGCCUGUUUGAUACGAUCGAUUGGGUCGGAUCCGGUCCGCCAGUGGCCGAGCCGCGGUGUGGUUUUCGUGGAGAAAAGUGUAUCAGCUACACGGGCGAGAUAACGGGCGGCAUCGCUGGCGGGGCCCUGUUGCUACUGGGUGUCGUUUCGCUCGUCCUUUACCGUAACUGGCGCUACGAGCAGGAACUGGACAGCCUGCUGUGGAAGGUGGACUUCCGCGAGAUUCAGAUGCACGAGAACGAGAAGGAACAGGCCGGCCCGAAAAUGACACGGACUACGCACCCAUUGAUUCGCACGAGCCAGGUCAGUUUGAGCUCAAACCCAGAUCUGGACUUCCGCUAUUCGACAAUUUUCACCCCGAUCGGACUCUACAAGAGUCAAUUGUACGCGAUCAAGAAGGUGAAGAAGAAGAGCAUCGAUAUCACGCGCGAGAUGAAGAAGGAACUGAAGCUGUUGCGAGACAUGCGGCACGACAACUUAAAUGCGUUUAUUGGGGCAUGCACGGAUCCUCCCAACAUCUGCAUCAUAACGGACUACUGCAAUCGAGGAAGCCUAAAGGAUGUGCUGGAGAACGACGACGUGAAGCUCGAUAACAUGUUCACGGCCUCGAUGGUGGCGGACAUCCUGCGUGGGAUGAUUUACCUUCACGAGUCCCCGCUGCGCUUUCACGGCUCCCUGCGGACGUCGAACUGUUUGAUCGAUUCACGCUGGGUGGUGAAGCUGAGCGAUUUCGGGCUGUUCGCCUUCAAGCAAGGCUCCGAGGACGUCCCGCACGAGAAGGAAAAGCUCGAGGAAAAGUGUCAAAAGCUGCUGUAUCGCGCCCCGGAGUUGUUACGAGCCGGACCAACAGCGACCGUUCCAGGCACACCGAAAGGAGACGUUUAUUCUUUCGGGAUCGUACUCUACGAGAUCUUCACACGCCGUGGUCCGUUCGGCGAAAUUGAAUGUACUCCGAUGGAGUGUCUAAAGCGCGUUCUAAACCCGCUAGAUCCGACAACACCCUUCCGACCAGCGAUCCAACCCCUAGAAACGUCGUUUGACUGUGUGCGUGACUGCCUGCGAGAGUGUUGGGCAGAGCGUCCUGAGGAUCGGCCCGACUUCAAAGCGAUCCGAAACAAGCUGCGUGUCCUUCGCAAGGGUAUGCGCCCGAACAUCUUCGACAACAUGAUGGCUAUGAUGGAGAAGUACGCCAACAACCUGGAACAGCUGGUUGAUGAGCGGACCGAUCAGCUGCAAGAGGAGAAAAAGAAAACGGAAGCAUUAUUGCUCGAGAUGUUACCCCGUCCGGUAGCGGAACAGUUAAAGCGAGGCCAUAAAGUAGAGGCCGAAAGCUACGAUCUCGUGACGAUCUACUUCAGUGACAUCGUCGGUUUCACGUCGAUGUCCGCCGAAAGCACGCCACUGCAGGUGGUAGACUUUCUGAACGAUCUGUACACCUGUUUCGACUCGAUCAUCGGCCAUUACGAUGUGUACAAGGUGGAAACGAUUGGGGAUGCGUACAUGGUCGUGUCGGGGUUGCCGAUUCGGAAUGGGUUGAUCCACGCUGCUGAGGUUGCGUCCAUGUCAUUGCAGUUGUUGGAGGCAGUGGCCGAGUUCAAGAUACGACACAGGCCUAACGAUCGGUUAUACCUGCGAAUUGGCAUCCAUUCGGGACCGGUUUGCGCCGGUGUCGUUGGGUUAAAGAUGCCCCGAUACUGCCUGUUCGGUGACACGGUCAACACUGCGUCCCGAAUGGAGUCAACUGGACAACCGCUUAAGAUCCACUGCAGCCUACAGACCAAAGAGAUCCUGGACUCUCUCGGGGGAUACCACUUUCAGGAGCGUGGCCUCGUGCCGAUGAAGGGCAAGGGUGAUCAGCGAACGUUCUGGCUCGUCGGUGAGGAUCCUGAUGCUCGAGCCCGUCGCACGAAGGAGCGUACUGAGCGGCGAGGUUCGCGGGCCCUUAACAAGUACCUGGGCAUGCUGAAAAGCGUCACCAGCCUCCCGGGAGUACGCAGUUCGCUCAAGACCCGAUCACUAGCGCUGCCCCGAGGUUCACUGCCACGUUCCUCUAGUCUGGAAUCGCCGAAAAGACUGAGAUUCGCCAGCGGUGCCAUGCUCGAGCAACACCGUUACCAUCGGUACAGCGAUGACGCACUGAUGGAAGUCAUCUCUGAUAGCAGCAUCCGCCGGUCGGAUUACAGCAUCUCGGAUGGUGCAGAAGAUAUCACCGCAUCCUGUCCGUGCAUCGAGCAUCUCGGAACAAACAAACCGUCCGAACCGGCCUAUGUGCUAAAUAGCAACGGCCCAACGGUGACGACACCACUUCUCACAAACAGUAUCGCCACCUAGAACAACACCAAUACCCGGGAAUGUCUGAACUCGUCGUCUAACGAUACUUCGGUAGCUAAGACUACUGCUAACCAACGAUGAAAAAAAUCAAACUGUAAUCGAUUUUAUCGAGAGGGAAAGAAUGGUUGGUUAAAUCCACUUCCUUUUUACCGAUAUCUAGUCAUGUGCUCAAUGUGUCUGUCUGUGUGCUUAAUUGCGAUACGCAAGCAAAUGGUGAUAAUGAAACGAAAGCUAGACUUGGGAUAGAGCAGCGAAAUAUUUAGCAGUAAACGCAGUCGUACAGUGAUCGUUUGAAGAAGGCUAGUGUGACGGAGUAAGAUCAUGGGAAAAGGGAUAGUAUGGGUUGCGCCCUCAUGUGCCUGCUCAGCCACAGGAUACAGGAAAAGAAAACAGUAUUGUGUCGCGUUCACAGUGCGAUGCACACCUAUUAUCAUCACUGUCGUUCGUUUUUUGUAAUAUGUCGUCGUUUCUGUCGUUGUGGAAUAAACUAAAAAG
Messenger RNA from Anopheles nili, 4236 nucleotides. RefSeq names its product speract receptor. Gene Ontology annotation, molecular function: peptide receptor activity; guanylate cyclase activity; protein kinase activity. The record is from RefSeq and is a predicted model, not a curated record. Bases 1 to 3741 code for a protein of 1246 amino acids. Gene Ontology annotation, biological process: intracellular signal transduction; protein phosphorylation; cGMP biosynthetic process. The transcript is spliced from 14 exons. Gene Ontology annotation, cellular component: membrane. Lineage: Eukaryota; Metazoa; Arthropoda; Insecta; Diptera; Culicidae.